This is a messenger RNA of Xenopus laevis (African clawed frog), 2370 nucleotides long. RefSeq lists its product as uncharacterized. The coding region runs from base 794 to 2053 and encodes 419 amino acids. NCBI's taxonomy places the organism in Eukaryota, Metazoa, Chordata, Amphibia, Anura, Pipidae. The record is from RefSeq and is a predicted model, not a curated record. The transcript has 9 exons.
GUACAGCGUGAUAUUCCGCGUCCUCUCACCCAAACCUGACGUCACUGACAGAAAAGCUCCGAGACCAGGAGGAUCAUCUCCCGCGCUUACACCAUGGAGGGAAUCAGACGCUCAGUGCGACACACAGUCUCUCCAGCUCAGGAGCCCGCACUUCCGCUCUCAACUCCACACCCUGAAUCUCUUACUCGCUCCAAGUCUGCGAUGUUCAAUUCUGCCCACCAAUAAAAUGGCUACGCCUCUAUUUAAUAGUGACAGGUCUAUAUUGAAAGCAGUCAUUUCAUUGGCUCCUGGUCUCUAGGCGGAACUCAAAAGCGUCACAGGAAGAAUCGUAAAUACCGCCCCGGGGGCGGAGCUCUGAAAUGCAAAUUCCUCUUCUCUUGUACAGACUGAAAUAGAGCCGAGGUGUAAAGGGAAAACUGUGAGGAAUCGGCUGCGAGUUCUGUCCUGUAUUUAUCCUGUCUGUGUCCCUCACAUUCCCCUCCCCCACUCACAUCUCCAGCCUCAUCUACUGGGUCGGUCCAACACACAGAGGGUGAAUGUGGAAUAAGAAUUCUGGCGCAGCCUUUACAGCCAGAGGAGCUCAAUACAGAACCAACAUGGAGUCGUUUAUAUUCUCAACUCCCGAAAUUAAAAUCAGGAGGAUUGAGGUGAAGUUGGAGAAUGAAGAGCCGGACAGUAAGAGACUUAUGAUCCCGAUAAAGAGGGAAACGGAUUCUGUGUCUGCCGGGAGAGUGAGUAUCACUGCAGCCUUUAAAUACAUGAAGAGAAUUAAAAGAGUUCAGGGAUCCCAAACAUGGAAUCAAUACGAGUAAUCUCAAGUUACACCGAGAAUGAGCCAGAAAUAUUACAGAUAAAGGUAGAGGACGAAGAGCUGGAAAUGUUGCCUUUAAUAAAUAGUGAGAAGGACGACUAUCAGGGGCCAGUGAUGAGGAAGCCAAGGCAGGGAGUGGUGGGCUCGUCAGGAAGGGCUGCUCGAUUCUCUUCUGGGGAGAACAACGCGCUGAUGGGCCGGAUUGUGCAGCAUUACGACUACAUUAUUGGGAAGGGGGCAGCCCGGACCCCCGCCUGCAGGAAGAAAGCAAUAUGGGGGGAGAUAAGAGAUGCUGUGAAUUCUGUCAGCAAUUUUCAGCGUUCAGUCGCCAAUUGUAAAAAGCGCUACCAGGACAUUAAACGUCUCCUGAAGAAGAAGCUCUCGGCUGCCAGGAAACAGAUCAGAGUCGGGGUCCCACCUCAAUACUUGGGCUUGUUCCCUUAUGAAGAACAACUGCAUCAACUGCUGGGCCCAGAGCUGGAGGGAGGAGACCGGGACAUGGAUCACCCUGAAGUCGUAGGGCCCUCAACACGUUCUCGUGCAAGAAUUCACCACAAGUCCCACACAGGGGGAACCUCAACAUCUGCUCCGUGUGCCCCCCCAGGUCGGCUGUCUCCCCUGGGACCAGACCCAGAGGCCAUGGAAGGAGAUGACUUUUCCUCUGAAGAUCCCUCCCUCUGUGUUCCUUCAGGAUUUGCCCAAAUCUCCGAGCCUCUGGCUGAUCUAGAUACAGCCUCCAACCUAUCAAGUGAUGGUGAGUCAAACAAAAGAAGGUUACGAGUGGUAGACACAGCGGACACAACGUUAGCUCCUCUACUUCUCCUCAAACGUUCUUCUGCAAGGUCAGAACCACCGAUGGAACGGUCACCUGGAACUAAUCAGAGGAUGGCAGAAGGUAUGAUGGCCCCAAGCCAUAGGUUAAAUGAAGUGCAAGCUCCUCCCCCACCGGAGCUACAGGAAGAGACUAAGGAUCGUUGCAAUGGCAUGGACGCUCUCAUCCGCGAGGUGAGACUGUUGAGGGAGGGCCAGGAACGAUUCUUAUCUCACCACCUUCAGCUCAUGGAGCAACAAAAUCAAAUCUUCAGGCAAAUGAUGGGUCUUGUAGCUGCGUGUGUUCCCAUCCCCCCUGCACAACCCCAGCACCCCCAUUCUACAGCUGCGGGGGACCCUAUAUUUGUAAGAAGGAGAGCACAUUAUCCAUCUGUGGCUGAAGAACAACACAGGGACUUUAAGCCAACGUAGGACUAUUUCUGCCAAUAUCAGGUCCUUAUUCUCAUAUAAAUUGACUGUAUUUACACUUUGUAUCCUGAGGAUUCUCAGACGAGGGCAGAAUGAAGCGGAGGUCAGAGUCGAACCCACGGCCUUUGCUCCCCAUAUGCUGCAUACGGUUUAUUUUCUAGUUGGAAGAGUCAUUAAUAACAUUGAUAUUAAUAACAUUGAUUUUGGGGGGAACCUUACAGGCCCUGCUGCUGCCUCAUCUUUUUCAUUUCUCAUAUUUUUGUAUGAAUUUUUUAUUUGUAAUUUCACUCGCUUGCCUUCUUUAAUGUUUAAAGCUUAAA